Molecule: messenger RNA, 682 nt
Organism: Drosophila rhopaloa
Lineage: Eukaryota; Metazoa; Arthropoda; Insecta; Diptera; Drosophilidae
Exons: 5
Coding region: 54-611 (185 amino acids)
Source: RefSeq, a predicted model, not a curated record
CGUUGUGGAGAUUAAUAAAGACCUGCAAAUAGAUAAAGUAUAUUUCAUAGAAAAUGGCAUUUGAAACGGGAGAGUGGACUAUUCCUAAGGAUAAUCUUUUAAGGAUGUGCUUUCUGAUUUCUGUAUUUGAAUUAUUGCGUUCGCUUUAUUUUUCAUUUAUUUCGGUUUCUGUCAUGAUAUCGCAUACGAAUUCGUAUACCAUAAUUGCUUUUCUUAGCACAGUAGCCUGGAUUUUAACCGUUGUUGGACUUUUUGUAGGUCUAUUGAAGGAUCGUCCAACUCUUCUUGUAUUUUGGUUACUUUUUUCUGGCUUUGCCACUGUCACAAAUGUUAUUUUCUUGAUUUGGAAUGUAAGUUCUUCUCCUGUAUUUGACGAGAUUCAUUUCAAGCACUGGACAAUUUUGUAUUUAGGAAUUUUUUAUGAGUGCACUUGUUUGUACUUGGUAUUCAGAUAUUUCAAGAGGUUGUAUUCCUAUUGUCUUCUGGAAGGCGGCAACUAUGAUUUUGCCUCUGAAGGUAGCAAUGAAGACUAUAACAGAGAUGCUGCAACAAAGACAAUUUCUACAACUUCAAAUACGAAUACCUCUGAAAACAUACCUGAAGGGUAUUAAGCUUAUUUGGAGAAAUUCAAGAAAAAGCUUGAAAAAGAAAUCUCUUUUGAUUAUGUUCAAUUCUCACACGU